AUGUCUUUGGCUCAGAAGCCCAUUCGCCUGCCACCGCUGAAGGCUUUGCGUGUGCGGGAUCCCAACGCCAAGCCAGCGCGAGCUUGCAUGUCCAUCAUGACCACUGUUCUCUCAUGCUGGGCUUCUGCAGGCUAUAGCACAGCCGGAUGCGCCCAGGUCGAGCAAGCCCUGCGAGCAUGCAUGGACGGACCACGUCCUGCCCCGCCGCGCAAGAGCGAAGUCAACUACCAUCUCUCUCGAUUUAAGGACAGACUCACAUACACGGCGAGGAAGAAGAGGUGA
Molecule: messenger RNA, 282 nt
Organism: Xylaria bambusicola
Lineage: Eukaryota; Fungi; Ascomycota; Sordariomycetes; Xylariales; Xylariaceae
Product: 37S ribosomal protein Mrp10
Exons: 2
Coding region: 1-282 (93 amino acids)
Biological process (GO): mitochondrial translation
Cellular component (GO): mitochondrial small ribosomal subunit
Molecular function (GO): structural constituent of ribosome
Source: RefSeq, a predicted model, not a curated record